Solanum lycopersicum (tomato) is the source of this 960-nucleotide messenger RNA. NCBI's taxonomy places the organism in Eukaryota, Viridiplantae, Streptophyta, Magnoliopsida, Solanales, Solanaceae. The record is from RefSeq and is a predicted model, not a curated record.
AUGAGAAAACCUAAUGGCCGCAAAAAAAUUGAAAUUGCGAAGAUUCAAAAUCAAACCAACUUACAAGUAACAUUCUCAAAAAGACGUACCGGCCUAUUUAAAAAGGCAAGUGAGCUCUCGACUUUGUGUGGUGCUACUGUUGCUAUUGUAGCUUUUUCUCCUAGCAACAAAGUAUACGCAUGUGGACACCCUUCCGUCGAGUCAAUUGUGGAUAAAUUUAUCGGAGAGAAUCCUCCACCUGAAACUGAUGAUCCUAACCCCGUCAUUGUAGCUCAUCAAAAUGUCAAUAUUGAUGAGCUCAAUAAAAAGCUGAACAAGUUGGAGAGAUCACUCGAAAGAGAAAUAAAACAUGGGCAAGCACUUCAAGCAUUGAGGACAGAACCUUCAAAUGAAAAACUUAGUUUUUUUGACCUUAAGAUCUUGUGCGAGUCCUUGGACGCUGCGGAUAAAAAAGUUGAAAAACUAGCAAGCCAACUUAUGGAGUGUGGUAUUGAAUUCCCAUAUAAAACCAUUGGAAGUGCGCUCGCUCCUUUAAGAGCUAGGGAAAGCACUUCGUCCGUUUCCAGCGAAGGGUCAUCUGGAUCCGGAUUGAGAAAGUUACAACUUGAAAUAGACAAAGUACUGGAUUAUAAUCCAAAUCCAAAACAUGAUGAAAGCGUUUUGAGUGCUGACACAAUUCCCAAGGGAGCUCCAUUUACGAGCAUGCAAGAGUUUUCAUUAGGAAUAGACUUUGGAAAACUGUGUCAAAUUACUUGUGUUCCACUGUUGAUUGAGAGUUGCCCCAAUUCGAGUAUACUUCAGAUUUUGACCGAUUACCAUCUUGGACCUACAACUGAACUAGCUCAAGUAUGUGUGCCCGCAGCACGACAGAUGUCUGGUGCCCGCAGCAUAAUAGUCGUCUCACAAUGUGUGCUUGAGAGGCUCAUUGCAACGCGAUCAAAUAUCUUACUACUUGUAUGA